AUGCAACUUUGCACUACAACUAAAGCACCUCUGGAUUUUCCAGCAUUAACAACUCUGCGACUCAGUAAGUUCGUAUUGUGUAGUGAUCUUUUCUCCAAGUGUGUAAACUUAAAGAAUCUCACUUUAGAAUAUUUCUCUGUCAAGGAUGGGGAAGUAUUUGACAUCAUUACCCCUCUACUUUCUAGUCUCAGGCUUGCCCAUGGCAGCAGUUGUUCAGCAGUCAUCAAUCUGAUUGCCCCUCAACUCGAGAAACUCACCGUAAUUUGUUGCUCAUUCAAGUACCUGAAUGCUCCACCAGGACUUUCAUCUUUGGACUACUGGGGUGAUUUGCCCUUGAACUUAUGUAAAGAUCGAUUUUACUCUCUAAACAAAGUGUCUAUCUGUUUCAGUUGUUUUGGUUUGCCAUAUAAAGAGAAAGAUGCAAUCAAGACUAUUAACCUGCUUCAAGAGCUCCAUAGUGCCAGAUAUCUUACACUUAACGUGGACAUAGUUAAGUGUAUUUCCUCAUUUCCUGAUUUGUUGUUGCACCAUCCAUCACCUUUUAGCAACUUAAUCAGCUUGACCAUAGAUUACCGCUUGAAUAGGGAUGAAUAUGGAGAAGAAAUAUCUACCGAAGCUAGAAACUUCUUGCUUGAGAACUCUCCAAGUGCCGCUUUAAUCAUGAAAUCACCCUGA
Lactuca virosa is the source of this 675-nucleotide messenger RNA. NCBI's taxonomy places the organism in Eukaryota, Viridiplantae, Streptophyta, Magnoliopsida, Asterales, Asteraceae. The record is from the annotation of a GenBank genome assembly.